Polyodon spathula (Mississippi paddlefish) is the source of this 3800-nucleotide messenger RNA. RefSeq names its product 3-phosphoinositide-dependent protein kinase 1-like. The coding region runs from base 108 to 1817 and encodes 569 amino acids. The transcript is spliced from 14 exons. Gene Ontology annotation, biological process: peptidyl-serine phosphorylation; intracellular signal transduction. NCBI's taxonomy places the organism in Eukaryota, Metazoa, Chordata, Actinopteri, Acipenseriformes, Polyodontidae. Gene Ontology annotation, molecular function: protein serine/threonine kinase activity; ATP binding. The record is from RefSeq and is a predicted model, not a curated record.
ACAUUGUUGUGGCGCGACGUCACCGCUAGAAGAUGAAGGCGGAGAGGCGGCCAUUACUGGAGGUUUUGUAAUUAUAAAAUCAAAGUAAAUACUGGCGGAAAGCUUCCAUGGCAAGAACCACUAAUCAGAUUUAUGAUGCUGUUCCCAUUCAGUCCAGUGGUGUUAUUUGUUCCUGCUUAUCUCCAUCAAUGGUAAGAAAUCAGUCUGAUUCCAGAUCGCCGCUUGCUAUAGCAGGCGUGAGCAGCAGCAGCAACAGCAGCAGCCACGGGUCCACUAUGGAAGGCACGGCAGCCGAAACGAGGUCCACGUCUCAAACCUCCGAACAAAGUUCAGAACAGCGGCAACAAUCAAUACGCCAGCAUCUGCAGCCACGGAAAAAAAGGCCUGAAGAUUUUAGAUUUGGGAAAAUUUUAGGGGAAGGUUCAUUCUCGACCGUUGUAUUGGCAAGGGAACAAUCCACAGGGAAGGAAUAUGCAAUUAAAAUUCUGGAAAAACGUCAUAUCAUGAAGGAGAACAAGGCACAGUACGUGAAGAGAGAGAGAGAUGUCAUGUCUCAUCUGGAUCAUCCUUUCUUUGUAAAACUUUACUUCACGUUUCAAGAUGACGAAAAGCUGUACUUUGGUCUUAGUUAUGCUAAAAAUGGGGAGCUCCUAAAAUACAUUCGCAAAAUAGGCUCGUUUGACGAGACCUGUACAAGGUUCUACGCUGCUGAAAUUGUUUGCGCGCUAGAAUAUUUACACCAGAAGGGGAUUAUUCACAGGGACCUGAAACCAGAGAACAUUUUACUAAAUGAGGAGAUGCACAUUCAAAUUACAGAUUUUGGAACAGCAAAACAAUUACCUUCAGAUAGCAAACAAGCAAGGGCAAAUUCUUUUGUAGGAACAGCACAGUAUGUUUCUCCAGAACUGCUGACAGAGAAAUCUGCUUGCAAAAGCUCUGACCUUUGGGCUCUCGGUUGUAUAAUCUACCAGCUGGUGGCUGGAUUACCACCAUUUAGAGCAGGAAAUGAAUACCUUAUAUUCCAGAAGAUUAUUAAACUGGAGUAUGAAUUUCCAGAAAAAUUCUUCCCUAAAGCAAAGGAUCUUGUGGAACAGCUUUUGUCUUUGGAACCCUCAAAACGUAUAGGAUGUGAUGAGAUGGGGGGCUACGAACCUCUCAAAGCCCAUUCUUUCUUCGAAUCCAUCACAUGGAACAAUCUUCACCUUGAAACCGCACCAAAACUUACGCCCUAUUUACCAGCUAUGUCUGAAGACGACGAGGAUUGCUAUGGAAAUUACGAUGACCUUCUGAGCCAGUUUGGCAGCAUGCAGGUAGCCCAAUCCAGCUCUUCACAGUCACUGGCCGUCCCAGAGUCGGAGCCACCGAAAAGAUCAAGCAGUAACAUUGAGCAGUAUAUCCACGACCUGGAUAACAACUCCUUCGAACUGGACCUGCAGUUUUCUGAUGAAGAGAAACAGCUUUUGCUUGAGAAGCAGACAGGUGGAAAUCAAUGGCACCAAUUUGUAGAAAAUAAUUUAAUACUCAAGAUGGGUCCAGUGGACAAAAGGAAGGGACUGUUCGCACGUCGACGCCAGCUGCUUCUCACUGAAGGACCCCACCUCUACUACGUGGAUCCUGUCAACAAAGUUCUGAAAGGGGAGAUUCCGUGGUCUCCAGAGCUGCGCCCAGAAGCCAAGAAUUUCAAAACAUUUUUUGUUCAUACACCCAACAGGACAUAUUACCUAAUGGACCCCAGCGGGAAUGCAGACAGGUGGUGCAAGAAGAUCCAGGAGGUGUGGCGGAAGAUUUACCACAGGCACCAGAAUGCUGCCGUCUAGUGGCAUGAAAAGGAAGGGUCCACCUCUACUCACUUCUGUCUUGCCAGACCUCGUUUCCAGAUAGAGAGCGGUCACGGAGCGAAGAAAGGAAGCCGUCCACCACAAUGGCCUGGAACACAGGCAUUUUAACAUCCGUUUAGGAAGGCUGUCUUCUGAAUUUUUUCUUCCUCUCUCUCUCCAAUAAUGGAAUUCAGGGUUUCUUUGCUUGUUCUGCGUGCUUUUGUUGCAGCUUCACAUGCAUAUCGUCCUGUGCGAUUUGAGGGUCUUGCUUUUGUGCACUUCUGCUCUACACUACUGCUACAGAAUACAAAAAGAUUCCACUUAUGUGUUUUUAGCAGCUUCGGUAAAUGAAUCCACACGUACACACCUCCCAAACAAUGUACAGCAGGAGCCCUGUAGUCACAAGGGUCUCUCUCUCUCUCUCAAAUAUUUCUGUGACUUUUUAAAAUUUUAUCUAAACUGUGUUUGUUAGGAGCCUUUUUAAAGUUCUUGCUAACGCUAACAUUGUUUUUGCGGGGGGCGUGGAAGCUUACUCAAGAUCUGCUGCUUGCACUUGUCCAUGACACCCUUGUUUCAUUCUAAAUCUAGAAUUGAUUGCAGGUUUACAGUGGUACUUAAAUAUAACAUUGAUCUCUGUGCAAAGUGUGCGUUCUGGGCAGGCAUUACUGUAAAUGGAAUAGAUGUAUAUUAUCAGGAAGUGGCAAGGUGAAAUAGGUCUCCAAUCACAGGAACAGUGAAACUUGUAGAAGUUUCCUGUAUGUACAACAGUACAUUUUGGACACAUUUGUUUGAGUUUUUUUUUUUUUUUUUUUGUAUAUGUCUUUUAAAACUACACUGGGAGAAUUGUAGUUCUCAAGUUGAGACCAAUAAUAAGGAUAUGCUUUUAUUAUUAUUAUUAUUAUUAUUAUUAUAUUCUUUACCGUGUUCUUUAUCCACAAAACAACAUUACAAUCAAUACAGACCUGUAUAGAUAGCACGGGCUUAACACAUGUGUACUACUUCUUCAAAAUCUAUACGAACAGGCAAGCAGAGAAAGUAGUUGUCAAAAGUAGACUAAUCGAAAAAAAAUGUUUAUUGGUGCAAUACAGUGCUGAAGUGGGCUAAUAAAUAAGGCAAUUCCUAUUUUCACGUUUAAUCAAGGAUUUGCAUUCUAGUGCUUUUCAUUGUUCUGUGCAUCACCACAAACCCUGUUUUAGCCCACGCUCUAUUUUAAGCCUCCACGAAGAGUCUCCGGCUGCAAUGUUCUUGCAAGCCAGUCAGUCUGCCGUGAAUUUCUGUGUGACUUGUGUUUUAUAGAAGCAGCCGCAGAUUAUGUAGUCCACGUGUUUGGAUGUCUGCAGAAGCCGUGAAUUCUAAGCAGUAGAAAUUGCUGUAUCUGUCUAUUAAGAUUAGCAAGUGCAGGAAGAGUUUCAUUCUCUUGCUAUAGUACAGUUUGUUUUAUUUCUUUUUUUUUUUUUAAAUCAGGUUGGCAAGUCGGUUACAGUGUGUGUUUAAUACUCUACCUGGUUUUGUAGCCGACUAGAACUGUGAUGUACAGACAACGUAUAAUUCAAAUCCGAAGCAAGUAAUGCAAUGAUAUUAGGAUACACACUUUUUGUAUUUUUAUUCUUGUAUAAGGUUAUUUGCCGGCUAUUUUUAGCCGCUAGUCCAUUCUGUGUUAUUUAAGUUCUAAUAUAUGAAUUAUUAUAUUUGGAUUGAAGUCAUGUUCAGGGGCCAUGUUGUGUAUGUAUUGAUGUAAAGCCUUUGAAUGUGAAUAAUUAUUGUAAACUAUGAUAUUUUACAACUUGUUUUUUCUCUCGCUUUAUUAUAUAUAUAUGUUCUAUUUGGUCAGUGAUUUUAAUCAUAUUUCUCAUAAUUUAAUGAAUCUGUUCAUUCUCUUUCUGGUAUUUGUGGUUAGGUGUAGUUAUUGAAUGAUGAUUUUUCCACGUAAUGCUUAAUAGUCCUGUAAUAAAAGCAUGUAGGGGUCUAGGCAUACAAUAAAAA